Molecule: messenger RNA, 1981 nt
Organism: Rhodamnia argentea
Lineage: Eukaryota; Viridiplantae; Streptophyta; Magnoliopsida; Myrtales; Myrtaceae
Exons: 10
Coding region: 90-1538 (482 amino acids)
Source: RefSeq, a predicted model, not a curated record
AAGAUGGCGCUUUUGAAUGUUUACGGUUGAAGCUGCAAAGCUACCGAAGAUACCCUCCUCCGUCUUCCCCAGCAGCGACCACGGAGGCCAUGGACUCUUCCGCACGAAUUCGCAGCUUCAUUUGCUCUUUCUGGAUUUUCUUCCUCCUAUUCUAUGGCGCCUCUGGCUCAGCCGCGGAACCCACCUUAGUUAUUGGUCAAUCUACUUCAGUGCAACUAUCUCCUGUAUUGCUGGUGGAAAACUCUCCUGGUUCCAGGCCCGGCACUUCUCUGUUUUGUGAAAGAGUUCAUAUCCAUGGUUUAUCAAGGAUGAAACAUUUGAGUAAAAUAGCCCAUUCAGUUAAAGUGAAAAUUCUCUCUAAUAGUAGCAGUCUUCGUCCGGCCAAGUUUGAGGUUUGUUUCCACAGGAAUUUAUCUCUUGGAGCGUGCAUGUGCCCUCAAAACGAAUGGGAAAAAGUUGGCAAGGGUUCAUGGUUUCGGUCAAUGUCACCAUUUGACCAUAAGCUCUUAGAUAUAAGAGUAGCUGGUUCAUCCUUGGAAACUUUUGAGUUGUCAAUUGAAGAAGAAUAUUUCCUGUAUCGGGUAGUCCUCUUGGUCAUGGGCUUGGUUUUAAUGACCUUUGCAUCUUCUUUGAGCAAUUCAUUGGCUUUCUACUACAGCAGUGCAAUGGCAGUUGGCAUCAUCCUUGUUGUGCUGAUGGUUCUUUUUCAGGGAAUGAGGCUGUUGCCAACUGGGCGAAAAAAUUCACUCAUGAUAUUCAUAUAUUCAUCUCUCAUCGGUUUGGGCUCUUUCCUUCUCCGCUACUUGCCUGGACUUUUUCAUUCAAUACUCUCAGAGUUGGGAAUUAGCGAAGACAUGUACAAUCCUUUGGCAAUUUUUCUCCUAGUCUUUCUGGUCCUUACUGGAGCUUGGUUGGGAUUUUGGGUUGUCCGGAAACUUGUCCUCACAGAAGAUGGGUCAGUUGAUGUAAGCACUUCUCAUUUUGUUGCAUGGUCCAUUCGAGUUUUGGCUGCUGUUAUGAUCCUUCAGUGUUCCCUUGAUCCCAUACUUGCUCUAGCAGCAUUGAUAUCUGGUAUUGCUACCUCAUAUAUGAUCAGGAGAUUUGGCAGAUUGAGAUUUUUUCGCCGACUGUGCAGGAAACUGCUUUCAUCCCCUAAGGACUACGGUAGAACACCACGAAACUCCCAUGUUUUGCAUGAUUCAUAUGAUGAGAGAGGCAGGUCCAAAAUGUCCUCUCCAGGAUUGUAUAGUUCUCCCUUGCAAGGGAGCAGGACGCCACCUACUCAGCCAUCCGGUCCAGAGGCUUACUACUCUACCUUCCACACCACACCUGAUGGUGAUAGGAAGAGAUACUCAGAUGACGAGUGGAGAAAGAUCACCAAAGAGUACACCAAAAAAUCCCUGGAAGAACUCGUAUCUUCUCCUGACUUCAGCAAAUGGGCCGUCGCUAAUGCUGAAAGAAUCACUUUGGCUCCAAUCAACAAUAAUGCUAGCACGAGCUGGGCCACGAGACUUCGCAACCUGCUACCAUGGACUUAGGCCACAUCUUAGGUCAUCUUGAGAUGCGAAAUGUGACUUUGCAGCAGAUGGGAGAGCCAAACUUAAUUUGGAUAUAUAUUCAAAUAGCCUUUCAAAGGUAAAGUGGUGCAAGCGGGUUGCUUACACAAGUCACUAAUUAUAUCACACUGUCCCUUUUCACUUGAGGCAGUGAGUUGUUAUCCAAGUCCUCAUAGCAAAUCGUGUCUUUGCUUUUGCGAAUGGUAUGUAAUUGUGACAUUUUAGUUUAGGAGAUUGUGCGUUACAUUUUUGUUGGUAGGGAAAACACGCAGCUUAACUUCUUUAGUUUAGCGGAGUUUUCGUCAUAGGUGACUAGUGAAGAGUAACAAACAGCAUUCUUGUUAACUUCUGAGGGAGAAGAUGAUGUGUAACACGACACUCUCACAACUUUCUUGCAAUUCUUGCUCAAUUUAACUGCGAUGUCA